Messenger RNA from Cylicostephanus goldi, 362 nucleotides. NCBI's taxonomy places the organism in Eukaryota, Metazoa, Nematoda, Chromadorea, Rhabditida, Strongylidae. The record is from the annotation of a GenBank genome assembly.
AUGGGCAACAUUCAUUUACUUUCGACUGUGAGGGCUGAUCGCUCGUACAAAUGGCUCAGCGUGGUAGAUCAUUUGCCUAAACCUCUAGGGAUCACUCCAUGCCUCAGGCCCAUUAUACCCAUUACCUCGUUUUCUAUCGGCAUCAACGAAGCUUCGGAUUUGUCAGGACUUUUUAAAGAUGGCGACAUCCAGCUGUAUAAGGCGCAUGAGCGUAUUCGCGCUCUCACUAAGGAACUUGCUAUGCAAGAAGAUGCUGCUGUACGUGUAAGUGGGAAGACUUCAUUAUACGUAUGCCAUUCUAAACCCGCUAUGAUAUACGACAUUGCGCAAGAAAUAGGCUGUGACUGCCAUCACUUCUGAAA